Messenger RNA from Rotaria sp. Silwood2, 1764 nucleotides. The record is from the annotation of a GenBank genome assembly. NCBI's taxonomy places the organism in Eukaryota, Metazoa, Rotifera, Eurotatoria, Philodinida, Philodinidae.
AUGAGUCUCGAAUUAUUGGCUAACGAAAUCUUACUAAAUUUGUUCGAAUAUUUCAAUGGUGUUGAUCUAUUUCGUGCUUUCUAUGAUCUUAAUUCUCGUUUCAAUAGACUUCUCAUUGUUCAUUUCCGAAUUCAUAUUUUCGAUUUUCACUUGACAUCCAAACAUGAUUUUGAUUUGAUCUGUCGACAGUAUCUUCCAUUAAUUACCGAUCGAAUUGUUACUCUUCAUCUUUCGAAUACUGAUGAGACACCAUGUCAAAUCGAUUUGUUUCUAUUAGAUGACUGUACUUUUCUUCGAUUUAUUCAUUUGCGAUCACUUUCAUUUCGUUAUGUUUGUUCGAAUGAAUUAUUAACUAAAAUCAUCUUUCAAUGUCGACAUCUUCUUCAUUUGACUUGUCUUCGUUUUAUCGAAUGUUUCUUUGAACGCUGCUGUAAAACUCAUUAUGAUACUAUUAAUUCUAUUUGGACUCUACCAAAACUUACUCAUUGUCUAUUAGACUUCAAAUUUCUGCAUAAUGAUCAAACUUCUUUUAUGCCAAUCUCUGUAUCUAAAUCUAUUAAACAUGUGUCGCUUCCGCCUGUCAACUGGCAAUUGAAUCAAUUCGUUGAAUUAUUUCGAUGUACGCCGAAUAUUCGUCAUCUAGAUGCUCGUAUGUCUGAUGGUGCUGCCGAUGGCAAACAAUUGAAAUCUCCUGUUCAAUCUAUCAUUGCAUUGAAUCUGUUUGUUUCUCAAUUCUCUAAAGGAAUGUUUAAUCUGUUACAAAACAUGCCGAACCUGUUAUGUUUAAUAGUCAAAACAUCAGGUAUGAUUAUCAAUGGUGAUCAAUGGAAACAAAUUAUUGUUGAUCAUUUAUCGAAACUCAAAAUAUUCAAAAUCUGCAUGCGUUAUCAACUGAAUAAUGGUAAUGAUAAGGAAAAAGAAAUUGAUCGUUUAUUCGAUUCAUAUCGUACUUCAUACUGGCUUAAGGAUCGUCAGUGGUUCGUUCGAUGUCAAUGGACACCAAACGACACUACAAGCGACAUUUUUCUCUAUAGUUUACCUGAUUUGUCAGAUUAUUUUGUUAUUCAACCAUCUAGCUGCACUAUUCGCACGAAAUCCACAUGUCCAUGGGAAUACGAUUAUGAGAAAGAUGAUGAUCAUGCAUCGCAUUUGAUUCACUUGAUGUUCACUCAUGUAUGUUUUUCGAAUAUUCGACAUCUUCAUCUAACGCUACCUUUUACUGAUAUUUUAUUGUCUGAUUUGCCACGAUUCGAUCGAUUGAUUAUUCUGCAAGUCGGAUGUUUUCCUCUUAUCGAUACUAAUAUGGCUGGAUGGCAACUUCAAAAUCUUAUCAAUCGAGCACUUUAUCUAUAUUCAUUGGAAAUACUGGCCUGGUUUCCAUUGAUUAUUCAAGAGAUACCUUUGAAUCUCACCAGUCAUUCAAUUCGAUCACUUUGUUUUCAAAAUGCAUGCUGUUCACUUAGUAAAAUAAAAACUUAUUUCGACGAUCAAAGAUGUUCUGCGUUGAUUCGUUCACCAUUAGCUAUUCAAUGUGAAUUCCUUUCUAUUAUCGUCAACAAGCGAAAAAAUAUUCUGGAUUUGGUUAAUGGACUACCCAAUCUUCGAGCAUUAAAUAUCCAAUGUCAAGAUGACAAAUGGAAAAAUAAAUCGACAUUAUUAUUGAUCGAUGACGACGAACUAGUCGAAUGGCUACGCACUCAUUUAUCAUGCGUUAUCAACAGAGAUAGAACAUUUACUGAAUGUAUUCAUCUAUGGAUUCGUUAA